Molecule: messenger RNA, 630 nt
Organism: Anopheles nili
Lineage: Eukaryota; Metazoa; Arthropoda; Insecta; Diptera; Culicidae
Product: general odorant-binding protein 99a-like
Exons: 2
Coding region: 76-498 (140 amino acids)
Biological process (GO): sensory perception of smell
Molecular function (GO): odorant binding
Source: RefSeq, a predicted model, not a curated record
GCGUGUCCAACCGGGAAAGGUAACCAGAGUCAGAACAAAACCGAACGUCCAGUAGUAAACACCGUAGGUCUGAAGAUGCUGAAGUUGUUCGUGAUCGCAAUGGUGGCGCUCAGCGCUGUGGUAAGCGCAGAGUUCGUGGUGCAGACGCGCGACGACCUGCUGAAGUACCGUGCGGAGUGCGUCCAGUCACUGGGCGUGUCGGACGACCUGGUGGAGAAGUACAAGUCGUGGAACUUCCCGGAGGACGACACCACGCAGUGCUAUAUUAAGUGCAUCUUCAACAAGAUGCAGUUGUUCGAUGACACCACCGGUCCGCUCGUCGACAACCUGGUAGUGCAGUUGGCGCACGGUCGGGACGCUGAUGAAGUCCGUACGGAGAUCGUCAAGUGCGCUGGUACCAACACCGAUGGUAACGUGUGCCACUGGGCGUUCCGUGGAUUCCAGUGCUUCCAGCAGAACAACCUGUCGCUGAUCAAGGCUAGCGUGAAGAAGGACUAAGCGUCAAAUGGUAGUGCGGAAUCACCGCAACCGUACACCCACGCAAACACGCGCACCACCAGGGGGCGCUGCUUCGGACUCGAAUAAAGUAAACCUUUCCCAAAAACGCAAACAACCGCUGUUCUGCUAUCA